AGCCCUCCAGUAGAGAGUGUUUGAGAGCGACUUAUUAAUAUGAUUACGUUUGUUCAUGUUGAGCAUCUGUGAACAUGCUGAUUUUGAAAGUUUCACUGUAGUUACAAAUUGCUUGUGAACAUGUGAAUUAUCAUGCGAGAAGACUUUAUCCACCAAACAUGACUUUGAAGUGAAGCAUGAAAAGGUCGUUGACUUCGCGACUUCAGUUGGACCAACUCCCAAUGCAUUUUAGGGGGGAUAGCCUUCGUGUACUUUAACUUGAGACAAGUUUUCACGACUUAUUUACUCGGAGAAAUGUUUUAAAACUUAUAACCGAGGACAGUCCAAGACAUGGUUUCAAAGCAUGGAAACAGACGACGUGUCGGUGAGAGAGCAACUAUUCCACGACCGAGUUCGCGAAACCAUUAUUUGCGUGCUGCUCUUCAGUUGCCUGUACAUCUUGUCCCACCUCAUUCUCACUCACUUCAAGAAGAAUGCGGAGUUUGUCACCGAUGACAUUGAGGAUGCCAUUGUCAACAGAAUUGCGCUGUGGCUGUGUACAUUCACUCUCUCUGUGGCCGUGUGUGCAGUGCUGCUCUUGCCCAUCUCCAUUCUGUCCAAUGAAGUUCUGCUCACAUUCCCACACAGUUACUACAUGCAGUGGCUCAAUGGAUCACUCAUCCGUGGCUUGUGGAACCUAGUCUUCUUAUUUUCAAACCUCUCUCUGGUCUUCCUCAUGCCAUUUGCCUACUUUUUUACUGAGUCUGAAGGGUUUGCAGGGUCCAAAAAGGGUGUUAUGGCACGGGUGUAUGAGACUGCAGUGAUGCUGCUGCUACUCAGUUUGCUGAUACUGGGCAUUGUAUGGGUGGCAUCAGCUCUCCUCCAUCACAACACUGCCCGUGAGAGUCUUUAUGAUCUGUGGGAAUAUUACCUGCCUCAUCUCUACUCUGGAAUCUCACUCUUUGGAGUUCUGUUGCUCUUGUUGUGUACACCCUUUGGGCUGUCACGUAUGUUUAGUGUCACUGGGAGCUUAUUGGUCAAACCUCGGUUGUUAGAGAAUGUGGAGGAGACAAUGAACUGUGCAGCAUUUGAAGAGGCCUCUCUCUCCAGGAAGCUGAACAGUAACACCUCCUGCUGGAUCAGUGUCAAUGUAGAUGCCAUCAACAAGCAAUUUUUGAGUGUACGGGCCAAACGCAUUGCUUUAGAAUUGCGGAAGAGAGCAUCUCCUUGGCAGCGCAACCUGGGAUACCCACUGGCUAUGCUGCUGCUUUUAGCUUUAACUGCGGUGUGUGUGCUGAUGGUGUGUUUUCAUGUACUUGAACUUCUUUUUGAUGAGUCUGCAAUGCCUAGAGGAAUGGAGGACCCUCACCUGGGGCUUGCUUCUUUCUCCAUGCUUGGCUCUUUGGGAGCUGCAGUGCAGGUGGUUAUUAUCCUGUAUCUCAUGGUCUCUUCAGUCGUUGGCUUCUACAGCUCUCCGCUCUUUACUGGUUUACUGCCGCGUGCACAGGACACCACCCUCACACAGAUUAUAGGGAACUGUGUGUCUCUUCUAAUACUCAGUUCAGCUCUGCCUGUCUUCUCUCGCACACUGGGAAUCACAAGAUUUGAUCUUCUUGGAGACUUUGGACGGUACAACUGGCUCGGCAAUUUCCACAUUGUUUUCUUGUACAACAUGAUGUUUGCUGGACUCGCCUCGGCCUGCCUCAUUAACACAGUCACAUGGGCCUUACAAAGAGAACUCAUCCGAGCCUUUGGUCUCCACCGGCUGCCUUUAACAGUGUCUCGAUCCACCAUCCCCCUCAAACUUCUCCUGGCCAAUGGGCUCUCAAAGAUUCAGUGAAGAGCAAUCAUCUAAUUGGUCAUAUCAAUGGCUGUUGAACGCCUUUACCUUCUGGAGAAGAUUCCUGUGGCUUCUGUGUCCUUGUGGACCAGUACCAUGUUGUGUUCAGUCCAUGACUGGUGAAAAGUCACCAAAGCUGUCAUCUCACUGGUUGGCUGAUCAAUAUACUUUAGUAUGUUGACCAAUUGGUUCUUCUCGGUGGGAUUUUGCUUCUACAUUUUAAUGUAAAUGUUUACCGUAGUAAUAUUAAGCAUAUUGCUACAUUUUAAAACAGGAAAAAAGGGAUCUUUCUGUAGCACCUUCUUAAUGGCAGAUCACUGAAGACCACUUGAACAAAUGCCUUAUGAAAAAUUAACAAUGGCUUUUGACAUGUCCAGACAGCAGAGCUAUUUCAGAUGAUGACAUCACAGCCAUGACCGGGUUUCCUUUUCCUGGUGGUGGAAUGAGAGUGUUGAGUUCUCUCCUGGUGGGCCCCCACGCUUUCCCCUUGUAUACUACUAUUUUUGGUGUCAUCCAACGAAUCCAGUCCCUGUUGUACUGUGGGAGCUUACUGCACUGCUAGAGGGAGAGAUUCACAGGACGUUCAGUCUGACAUAUGAUGGGGUUUGUCUACUUACUAAAACAAAAAGAAACUUUUUGGGGAAAGGAUGAAACUGGACCAACGCUGAACUUGUUAGAGAUUAUAUACCCGGUUUGAGGAACAAAUGGGUAUAAGGUUUAAAAGAAAAACACAUUUUGAGGAUACGUCUUGGAGCGUUCAGGUUUUAAAAUGUAUGCAAAAAAGAAGUAAUGCAAGCAUGAUGGCUGGUUCUGGUUUCUAGCUUUAGGCCAAGUUAACUGUGAAUGUUUGGGGUUUUCCCUGUGUUUGUUAUUCCAUAUGUGAAUCUUUAAUAUGCAAUAUGAUAUUGUCAAGUUAAUACACCAUUAUGCAAAUCUAACUUGAUUUGUUCAGAUGACCAAAUGAGGCAUGCUUGUGUCUGUUCUAAUUAAAGACAUUGUUCCCCCUAAAUUAAAAUUAUCUCAUCAUUUAUUCACAGUCAUGUUGUUCCAAACCUGUAUGACUGAAUGACUUCUUUGGGACACAGAAGCCUCUGCAUCAGUCACCAUUGACUUUCAUUGUAUGGAAAAAAAGAUGCAAUGCUAGUGCAUGGUGACUGGAGCUAACAUUCUGCCUAACCUCAUGAUGUGUUCCACGGAAGACAAAGUCAUGUGGGUUUGAAGGGUGAGUUAAUGAUGACAGACUUUUAAUUUUUGGGUGAACUAUCUCUUUAAGAACAUCCAGAUUGGGAAGGUCAAAGUUUGGUUAGUUUGGAACUUUUUAGGUUGAGCUAUGUAGAAGGACAAUCAAUGCACAUGACCAUUUCCUUUUUCAUGGAUACUAGGGUGCUGUGAUUUAGAUAAAUGUGUCUUUCUGAUAUGAUAAUCACUCAUCAUUAUUUUAUAUGGUGCAGUAUUAUUUAUGGUGUGCACAUUUGAUUUGCUGAUCACUGUCAUUUGUAUGAUUCCGUUAUUUAUAUACAAAGUUUUUCUGUAACAGCAUCAUUUUAAUCAAAUCUCUUUCAAGUGGUGGCCAGUAGGGGACAGUAUGUCACAAAUGCAUUACAUUUUAGCUCUUUACAUCUCAGACUUUUGGAAUCUUUAGAAAUCUGUUUUUCUCUUAAGUCUAAGCAUACAUUGUAACUUUCACAUGUUGUUUACGAGAUACUUGCAUAAAUCAGAAUGUGAUAUUUUCUUUUUCACUGAGUA
Myxocyprinus asiaticus (Chinese sucker) is the source of this 3565-nucleotide messenger RNA. Its product is annotated as limb region 1 homolog-like protein. Lineage: Eukaryota; Metazoa; Chordata; Actinopteri; Cypriniformes; Catostomidae. The transcript is spliced from 16 exons. The coding region runs from base 344 to 1819 and encodes 491 amino acids. Gene Ontology annotation, molecular function: transmembrane signaling receptor activity. The record is from RefSeq and is a predicted model, not a curated record. Gene Ontology annotation, biological process: signal transduction; receptor-mediated endocytosis.